Molecule: messenger RNA, 3057 nt
Organism: Brassica napus (rape)
Lineage: Eukaryota; Viridiplantae; Streptophyta; Magnoliopsida; Brassicales; Brassicaceae
Exons: 10
Coding region: 1-3057 (1018 amino acids)
Source: RefSeq, a predicted model, not a curated record
AUGUACGCUUGUUUGAACUGUGGCAAGGGUCUUAACAAUGUUGGACAAGUCAUGGGUGCAUUUAUAGUUGAUUCUGCAUAUGAGAGAGGUGCGAGGAGUUUUGUCAAUGAUGUUACUGCUAAGUUAGGAGUUAAUGGGAAGAUUGUAUGUCCAUGCGCCCGAUGUCGUAAUCUAGAUCGCCAUACAAGUGAGGAGGUUGUCUCUCAUUUGGUUAUAAAUGGAAUGGAUGAUGCUUACAAGGUACGGUCGGAUUGCCGCAAACUGCUUAGAGAGGAUUUAGCCAUUCGGGGGUCAGAGUUGCGUGAGUCAGUUGAGGGUGAGGAUAGGAAAGAAGAUGAGUUUUUAGCAAAACUUGCAGAGGCUGAAAUCCCCUUGUAUCCAACGUGUUCGAGUCAUAGCAAGCUAUCAGCUGUAGUUUCAUUGUUCAGGAUUAAGUCUCAGAAUGGGUGGUCAGACAAGAGCUUUGAUGACUUACUGCAAACUUUGCCGAACAUGUUACCUGAAGACAAUGUGCUGCACACAUCAACUUAUGAUGUCAAGAAGUUUUUGAAAUCUUUUGAUAUGGGAUAUCAAAAAAUUCAUGCUUGUGUGAACGACUGCUGCUUAUUUAGAAAGAAGCUGAAGACGGCUGAGAGUUGCCCAAAAUGCAAGGCGUCUAGAUGGAAGACCAAGAUGCAUACUGGUGAAAUCAAGAAGGGUGUUGCACAGAAAGUUUUGAGAUACUUUCCAAGCACAGAUGGGAAACUGCGCCAUCCAGUAGAUUCUGCUACUUGGCAGUCAAUGAAUGACAAGUAUCCGGCGUUCGCAGCGGAGGAGAGGAACUUGCGACUUGGGCUUUCAACAGAUGGGUUUAAUCCCUUCAGUAUGAAGAACAGCCGAUACAGUUGUUGGCCUGUGUUACUGGUGAAUUACAACAUGGCUCCUGACCUAUGUAUGAAGGAGGAGAACAUAAUGCUCAGUCUGCUGAUUCCAGGACCCCAUCAACCGGGCAAUAGUAUAGAUGUAUACUUAGAACCUCUGAUAGAAGAUUUAAAACAUAUGUGGUGCAUAGGCGAGUUAACAUACGAUGCAGUUAGUAAGACAACCUUUACGCUUAAGGCAAUGCUUCUUUGGACUAUUAGUGAUUUCCCCACAUAUGGGAAUCUUGCUGGUUGUAAAGUGAAGGGUAAGAUGGGUUGUCCUAUAUGCGGGAAGCACACAGAUAGUUUGUGGCUAAGUAAUAGUAGGAAAUUUGUAUUUAUGGGCCACCGGAAAUGUUUGCCUCCCUUACAUAGUUUCAGAGGAAAGAAGACUUGGUUUGAUGGGAAAACUGAACAUGGGACAAAGGGAAGGAUACUGACGGGUAGGAAUGUCUCAUUUGUGCUGAGAAAUUACAAUAAUGUGUUUGGUAAUAGAAAACAGUCUGGAAAAAAGAGAGCUACUCGAGUUGACAUACCAUCUGAUAACGAGGAGGAACUAAGUGAAUCUGAUGAAGAUGAAGAUAUAGGAGAGAAAGACGAAGAGGAAUUGUAUAGAUGGAAGAAACGUUCGAUUUUUUUCUCAUUGCCUUAUUGGGAGGAGCUACCUGUUCGACAUAAUCUAGACGUUAUGCAUGUGGAGAGGAAUGUUGCUGCAAGCUUGAUUGCCACAUUAUUACAUUGUGGCAAUUCAAAGGAUGGUCUAAAGGCUAGAAAGGAUCUUGAAAGUCUUGGUAUCAGGAAGGAUUUGCAUCCAAAAGCUCAGGGUAAAAGGGCAUUACUCCCAGCAGCUCCAUGGUCUUUGUCAAAGUCAGAGAAACACACAUUCUGUAAGCGGCUCUUUGAUUUUAAAGGUCCUGAUGGCUACUGUGCUAAUAUAUCUAGUUGUAUAUCAUUAGAGGAGUGUAAGGUGAUGGGACUCAAAUCUCAUGAUUACCACGUCCUAAUGCAACAACUGCUGCCAGUAGCAAUUAGGGGCUUACUACGUAAGGGUCCUAGGCUAAUGGAAACUGAAAUUGUGGAGACUGUUUGCAUUUUUGAAAGAUUUUGGCCACCUAGUUUCUUCGACAUCAUGGUUCACUUGUGUGUGCAUCUAGGCAGAGAAGCUCGACUUGGUGGUCCUGUCCAUUUCCGAUGGAUGUAUCCUUUUGAAAGGUACAUGAAAGUAUUGAAAGACUAUGUAAGAAACACAGCAAGACCAGAGGGGUGUAUAGCUGAGUCUUAUCUUGCAGACGAGUGCAUGAAGUUCUGCUCGGCUUUCUUGAAGACUACAACAAAUGUAGAAGAAAAAGAGGACAGAAACACUGAGUACGAGAGCCUUUCCAUCCUUGAAGGUCGUCCUAUAUCAGCUGCCCGCUCAUUCCAAUUUUCUGAUACAGAGUUGAAAAUAGCUCAUCUUGCUGUAAUACAAAACACGGCUAUGGUGGAUCCAUAUGUUGAUGCUCAUUUACAACAUUUACAAGACUCAAAUAGUAGAUGUCAACAGGAUGCAACGUAUUUAUGGCGUAUGCACACUGAAAAAUUCGCGGCGUGGCUAAAGCAACAGAAACCUAUUGAUUCAGCUGAUGAGGAAGAGACACUGAAGUGGCUGGCUUAUGGUCCUCGUAGUAUAGCCCGAUCUUACACAGGCUACAUUGUGAAUGGCCUACGGUUUCAUACGAAGCAAGUGCAUAGGCUAAAUCAAGUGCAAGGGACACAGCUAGACGUUGUAUCCUACUAUGGGAGAGUAGUUGAUAUUAUACUACUGGAUUACAAUGCCUUCUACGUGCCAAUAUUCAGGUGUGAGUGGGCAGUUAAAGGUAACGGUGUGAAGGUAGAGGAUGGCUUUACGCUGGUUAAUUUUAAUCACAGCCACAUAUCCUUUGGAAAGGAUCCAUUCAUUUUAGCAUCUCAGGCGAGACAGAUAUUUUACUCAAGGGAAAAUGAUGAAUCAAGUUGGUAUGUAGUAAUAAAGGGUCCAAGUAGAAGAUACAGUCAUGAGAAAGUGGAUGACCUACAUGCAGAUGUAUGUCCACUGCCUUCGGAUAUGGAUAUGAGUCUAGAAGACAUAUCAGAUAAAGCUGAUGAUGUCAGAGAUGAUAGUGAAGGAAUAUAUGUUUGA